AUGUCGUUAACACGCCCCAUCUCCACCCAGCGACCAGCUACCAACCUCGCGCCCCAGUCCAGUCCCCUCUCGCCCCCUUCAUCCUCACCCUCCCUGUCCUUUUCCACCUCGACUUCGGCGUCCAGCGAAUCAUCCUCGGCCUCCCUGGUGGAUCUCGUCCGGGGCAUGGGUAUUGACGAAGGGAUUAGGGUGGGCAGUGAUGACGGCUUGGACGUGGGAGGGGAGCUCUCCAGGGAGGGGCAAGGGGAGGCUAAUUUCAAGCGACAUCGGCCGUCCUUCCUCACUCGAAGCGCGGAGCAAACUGCGUCACCAAACACCCCCAACUCUCAAACCGUCAGCGAGAACGAAAGUCCCUUCCACAGAUACUCUCCCACGGGCUCCGUCGCAAGUACCGCAAAGGACGGUAUCACACCUCGCGCAGAGAUUCCUCAGCCUAUAUGGCCGCUGUCAACGGUCAAGACGGACAAGCGGCUGGCAGCAAGGCGGCUGGAUACCGAAGUGCCCCCUUCGGAAACGCCGAGGGGGACCGAGGCGGAGGUGAAGGGCGCGUCUGAAGAGAGCUCGCCCACGCUCCCCACAUUUUCUCCGCUUAGCGCACUGGAACCCACCCCGGUUACCACAGAACCCUCAACCAUGCGGUAUGCCUCGGGCGGACAAGUCCCAACAAAGAAGUCUCCCUCCCCUCGCCCUCAGCCUGGCUCCCACAUCCUUGCCGCCUCCACCAAGACUGGCUGCUACAUAUCAGAGCCAAUCUCUGCGCCAGAACACUACCCCCUCCCCAUGUCCGCUUCGACAUCCUCAUCCUCAUCCAUCCAUUCCUCGGUCACGUCCAACUCGUCGGCAAUGGCGACAACCCCUCCGCCUCCACGCUGGGCUAUGCCCCCAGCGCACACCAACAAGAUCUCCGGGAGAGCCAAGAGCUUUGGCGACGCCAUGAUGGAACGGCCGGACGUGGACUUUGAUCCUGAGCUGUUUCAAGUGCCAGAGUCUGAAGGGGAUGAUGAGAUUGAGGUGAUCAAGGGGAGCGGCGGCAGAAUCGCUCUGCGAAGCACGAGGACAGUGUAUGAGAUCAUGGUGUGGCUGCCGGGGUUCAGUUUGGAGAACAUCACCAUUGCUACGCGAGGCAGGGGGAACAUCAACAUUGUCGCUGAUCGCUGGGAAGAAGGAGAUCAUGCUCAGUGGGAUGUCAAGCUUGGAGAUGACGCCAAUAUGCGAGCCAUUGGAGCCAAAUUCGGCGGGCAUGAUCUGAAAGUCACCAUCCCCCGAGAACAGCGCCACCACUCUUCCAGCAGCCGUCUGGGCCAAAGCCGGUCUGGUCAGAAGCCCAAACUGUCCAUCUCCACGCCCGCCACCCCUAACGGCGAGGCCUCCGAGAAACUGGCCGACCCACCCGCCGACUUUUGGGCGAAUCAAUGGUCCCCCCACGCAAUGACCCGUCGACUCCCAGCGAAAAAGACGUCCCUCAAGACGAUCUGA
Molecule: messenger RNA, 1476 nt
Organism: Dioszegia hungarica
Lineage: Eukaryota; Fungi; Basidiomycota; Tremellomycetes; Tremellales; Bulleribasidiaceae
Exons: 5
Coding region: 1-1476 (491 amino acids)
Source: RefSeq, a predicted model, not a curated record